AUGUCAAGUCAAGAUCAUCUCUAUUCGCGCUCAAUCGCUGCUAUUGGUAUGACGACUCAAAAAAAGCUUUUCACCAUCCGAGUCUUGAUUUCUGGUCUCCGAGGAGUCGGUCUAGAAAUCGCUAAAAACUUGAUCUUAGCUGGUCUCAAUACAGUAACUUUGCAUGAUGAUUCUAUAAUUUCGCUUUAUGACUUAGGGACCAACUUUUACAUAAGCGAGUCUCAUAUAAACCAAAACCGAGCUGAAUCAGUUGUCUCCAAACUCCAAGAACUCAACCCAAACGUCUCAGUAAACAUCCAUAAAGGAGAAAUUACCCAAGAAGUUAUUUCUCAACACUCAUUGGUGCUUCUUACAGAAAGUGAUGGCGCCACGCUCAGAAGGGUGAAUUCCAUUUGCAGAGAGCUAAGUCCUCAAGUAGGUUUUGUGUCUGUUGAAGCCUGAGGAGUAGCUGGGCACAUUUUUGUGGAUUUUGGGGACAAUUUCGAAGUUUCUGAUAGAAAUGGGACAGACCUGAAGAGUUAUUUGAUUACCAAUAUAAGCAAAAGCAAUCCUGGAGUAGUAAUGAUAGAUGAGAAGCAAAGGCAAAUGCUUCAGAAUGGAGAAUAUGUAAGGUUCAAAGAAGUGGAAGGAAUGACUCCUCUUAAUGAUGGCAGAGAACGAAUGGUGACUUAUAUAGACCAGCACAGCUUUUCAAUAGAUGAAGAUACCACAGAAUACCCAGAUUAUGUAAAAUAUGGAAUCGUUGAAGAGGUCAGAAAACCUUUCCAUUAUGAUUUUCGGCCUUAUGAAGUUUCUAUUAAAAAUCCUGAAGAAUUAAAGCCUUUCAUACAGUCUGAUUACUCAAAAGAAAACAGGCCUCCUCAUCUACAUUUAGCUAUGCUUGCUAUCAGAAAAUUCCAAGAAGUUCAUGGAUUUCUCCCUGAAGUCCACAAUGAAGACCACGCAAAUCUCUGUGUGAUUUAUGCAAGGGAAAUCAGAGAGGUUUCUUCACAAGAGUUUGGCAUAGAUGCAAUUGAUGAAUCCAUCAUCAAAAACGUCGCGAAGUAUGCAAGACUGCAAAUUCCUCCAGUUACUUCAAUAUUUGGAGGAAUUGCGGCUCAAGAAGUCAUAAAAUUCACUGGAAAAUUUACUCCAAUCCAGCAGUGGUUUCAUAUAGACUGGUUUGAGCUAAUCCAGCCAACUGCAAGCAUUGUUGACUCAAGGUAUCAUGAUCUCCAAGCCAUUAUUGGAGAAGAAGGAGUCAAUAAGCUUAAAUCAGUCAAUUUAUUUAUGGUCGGGUCUGGGGCUUUGGGAUGUGAAUUGCUAAAGCUUUUUGCAUUGUCUGGAAUUUGCUGUGGGUCUGGAGAACUUACUGUCACUGACGACGAUAACAUAGAAGUCUCCAAUCUGACGAGACAGUUUUUAUUCAACAUGACUAAUGUGGGACAAUCCAAAAGUGAAUGCGCCACAAGGAUAGCGAAAAUUAUGAACCCAGAAAUUAACGUCACUGCUUUGAAAAACAGAGUUUGCCCAGAAACAGAAAACUUGUUUAACGAUAGGUUUUGGGGGAAAUUAAAUGCAGUUUUUGGGGCUGUGGAUAAUGUACAUGCACGAGUUUAUGUAGAUUCUAAAUGUGUUUGGUAUAAAAAGCCACUCUUUGAAAGCGGAACAGAAGGGACAAAAGCGAAUUCUCAAGUAAUCAUUCCGUUUUUAACUCAAACAUAUUCAGAUAUUCCACAAAUGUCUGAAGAGAAAAUCCCUGAGUGUACUUUAAAGUCUUUUCCAUAUGCAAUUUCUCACUGUAUUGAGUGGUCUCGAGAAAAAUUGUCAGAUUACUUUACUUCUGGCCCUGGAGAGCUAAAUAAGUACUUGGAAAACCCUGAGGCUUAUAUGCAAAAACUACGAAGCAUGAGGAACGCUGCAAUGCAAGUUACCCAGCUAAAGCAGCUAAAAGAAUAUUUAGAGCUUUCUAAAAUAAGCAGCUUUGACGAUUGUAUUGCUGUCGCAAGACAAAAACUUAAUGAGCUAUUUAAUGAAGAAAUUAGAUCAUUAUUACAUCAAUUUCCCCCUGAUGCAAAAUGGUCAGAAGGUGGCGAUUUUUGGUCAGGAACCAGGAGAUUACCUGAGCCUUGCAUUUUUGACACAGAAAAAGAAGAUCAUAUAGGAUUUAUAGAAGCUUAUGCAAAUUUGGUAGCCUUUAACCUUAACAUUCCACAGAAUAGAGACAGGAAUUACAUAAAAGAAGUGGUGUCUAAGGUCCAAGUUAGGGAGUUUGUCCCAAGAAAAGUCUAUAUACAAUUAGAAAAUAGCGAGGAUCAGCAGCCGCAACCAACAGGAGAAACUGACAUAAAAUUAAGAGAAGAAUUGCUGAGCUGGACUGAAGGAUUUUCAUUAGAAAAUGCCAAGCCUAUGACACCAAUUGCAUUUGAAAAAGAUGAUGAUACUAAUUUCCACAUUGAUUUUAUCCACACUGCUUCAAAUUUGAGGGCAAAUAAUUACAAAAUUUCAACUAUAGAAAGGCACAAAACCAAGGUUAUUGCUGGAAAAAUCAUCCCAGCUCUUGCAACUACAACUGCAGUUAUUGCGGGAAUCGGGGUAGCUGAAUUUAUUAAAUAUACUCUUGAGUUAGAAUUAGAAAAAAUGAGGGAUAGCUUUAUGAACUUGGCGAGUCCGUUUAUCCUUUUCCCAGAACCUCGGCCUGCAAUAGUGAUUAAAUCUGUUGAAUAUGAUGAAAUUUUAGCUGCUCCCAAGAGGGCAUAUAAUGACGGCUUUACCAAAUGGGACGAUAUUGUCAUUGAUGGGCCUUGCACAAUGGGAGAGCUAGUUGACACUUUGAAAGAAAAAUACAAGGUUUCCCCAUUGCAGAUUGCCUGUGGAAAGUUCUGCUUGUUUAAUCAAUAUUCAAGAGAUAAGUAGGAUUGACUGCUUUGGUACCACCCUUCCGCUUGUCAAAUUUUGAUGAGGAUUUUAGGCUUUGUUUCUUUAGUCAUGUGUGUGAAAAGAAUUUACAUGCAGAAGGAAUUUAUCAAAAUAAUCUGUACAUAAUAAUAAAGAUGAGCUACUUAAAAGAGAAGUUUAUGAGCUAUACAAAGAAAUUAGUGGAGACAAAACAGAGGGUAAAACGUCGGUUGGUCUCAUAUUAUUUGCAGUCUCAGUUGAAGAUAAAGCUCAAAUGAUGCUUCCACCUUUGAAGUAUAUUUUCAGUCAUUAA
Blepharisma stoltei is the source of this 3190-nucleotide messenger RNA. The record is from the annotation of a GenBank genome assembly. Lineage: Eukaryota; Ciliophora; Heterotrichea; Heterotrichida; Blepharismidae.